UGUUUCAGAUAAUGAUAGGGAUUCAAGGUUUAAGGGGUGUGUUCACUUAUUAAAAAACUGUCACGAUAGGGUGACUGUUUAGUUGGAUUAUUUUUAUUGUGUAUAUUCUGUAUAUUGUGGCAGCACAGUUUCUCCAGGUCAGUUCCUGGUACCUGCAUAUUCUGAUUCGGACAUAGCAUUACACACACCCAGAGUAGUUGUGAGCAUUUUGUCAAUGUUGACCGAUCUGGAGCAUCACAUCUUGUUUACCUUGCUUAAAUAAUGAGAGGCUACAUCUCUUCUCUGACUCUUGUAAUCCGGGGCUGCUGGAUGACAUUAUGUACAUGUUAAAUAGUGUUUAGGGUGAGAACUACGGGAGAGCUCUGAACGGAACUGCUGUCAAUGGCAGGAUUAUGAGUGUGUGUGAGUGUGUGACCGCCUGUCUAACUGUGCCCUUCCUUCUUGGGUGCAGUUCCAACUUAGUAGCACUGAGCCCAGGACAGCAUGUACAGGCAGCAGAACUGAGCUCAAAACAGCAUGUACAGGCAGCAGAACUGAGUCCAGGACAGCAUGUACAGGCAGCAGAACUGAGCCCAAAACAGCAUGUACAGGCACCAGAACUGAGCCCAGGACAGCAUGUACAGUCAGCAGAACUGAGCCCAAAACAGCAUGUACAGGCAUCAGAACUGAGCCCAAAACAGCAUGUACAGGCAGCAGAACUAAGCCCAGGACAGCAUUUACAGGCAGCAGAACUGAGCCGACUCACGUCAUCUCAUCAGAGGAAUUUCAUCUAAUCCCGGUCUAUCACCUUGAAUCACACACGCCUAUAUAUAUAUAUACACACAGAAACACACCCACAUAAACACACCCACACACACACACACAGUUUCAGUAUCGGAGAGACACUCACAUCUGUACUGAAACGCUCAGACACUCGUAGUGACACUUGGAGCCAGCAAUGGCAAAGGGAGAGAGGACACCUGACACCUCGGCGGGGAAGCUCCUCAAGCCCCCAGUGCCGGCGUUUACCAAGCCUCCCCAGCAGACUGAGCUGGAUCAGAAGCUGUCUGUCUGCAGUAAGCUGUGUUUCGCCAUCGGAGGUGUACCCAAUCAGGUGGCUGGUAGUGCCACAGCGUUCUUCCUCCAGAUCUACCUGCUGGAUGUAGCUCAGAUCAACCCGUUCCAGGCCUCCAUGGUUCUGUUCAUAGGGAAGGCGUGGGGAGCCGUGACCGACCCGGUCGUUGGCUUCUUCAUCACCAAGAGCAGGUGGACCAAGAUCGGCAGACUCAUGCCCUGGAUGGUAGGCUGCACACCGUUUGUGGUCGUCUCCUACUUCUACCUGUGGUUUGUUCCUCCCUUCACAAACGGACGAUUCAUCUGGUAUCUGGGCUUCUACUGCCUCUACCAGACACUCAUCACUUGUUUCCACGUUCCUUACUCGGCCCUCACCAUGUUCCUCAGCACCGACCAGAAGGAGAGGGACUCUGCCACAGCUUAUCGUAUGACCCUGGAGGUCCUGGGUACUCUAGUCGGCGCUGCCAUCCAAGGACAGAUCGUGGCUGGCGCCCACACCCUGAAGCACUGCCCGCAACACAACAACAACACAACCGUGUCCACGGGUCACCUAGGAAACGGCAGUGGGGCGGAGAUCGUCAAGAGAAUCGUUCACUCCCAGGACUUCCUGUCAGACGCUAAGGAGUUGUAUAUGAUCGCAGCUGGCGUUAUAGGUGGAGUGUUUCUCAUCUGCACCGUGGUAAUGUUCCUGGGAGUCAAAGAAAGAGAAGAUCCGUACAUUUCGAAAACGGAGAAGCAGAUCCCGUUCCACAAGGGCUUCUUCCUGGUAAUGCGGCACGGCCCAUAUCUCACCCUGACGACAGCCUUUCUCUUCAUCUCUGUUGCUAUUCAGCUGGUGCAGAGCAACUUUGUCCUGUUCUGUACGUAUGCAGUGGACCUGCGAGACCACUUUCAGAACAUCGUGCUAACCAUACUGGUUUCUGCAGUUGUGAGCAUCCCUCUGUGGCAGUGGUUUCUGGAAAGGUUUGGCAAGAAGACAGCAGCCUUCUGUGGCAUCACUUGGAUGAUGCCGUUCACAAUGAUGUUGGUAUUCAUCCCUAACCUGGUUGUUGCCUACGUAGUGGCUGUCUCUUCAGGACUCAGUGUGGCCGCAUCACUACUCCUACCAUGGUCGAUGCUGCCAGACGUGGUGGAUGACUUCCGUCUUGCGAAUCCCCACUGUAAAGGCUACGAGGCUAUCUUCUACUCCUUCUAUGUGUUCUUCACCAAGUUCGCCGCCGGGAUUUCCCUGGGAGUGUCCACUCUGUGCCUCGAGUUUGCGGGUUAUGACACAGGGGCCUGCAGGCAGCCAGCUCAAGUAGCGUACACUUUGAAGUUGCUCAUUGGCGCCGCCCCUGUGGCCUUCAUUGUAACCGGCUUGUUGAUAUUGCUGCUCUACCCCAUCAGCGAGGACGUCCGGCUCAGGAACAAACUGUGUCUAGAGGAGCUACGGAAACAAGGCACCGUCACCUCCAGAACAUUGGAGGAUCUGAGUAACGGGUGACCUGGAGUGGAACAGACAGGAGAGCUUCCGUGUGUGACGAAUUCCAGUUCCACCACUGGAAUAUGACUUCCAUUAGUGUAUAUUACACUGAGAAAUAUGAGUUGUUUUCAUGUAAACAUUUAAGUUUGUUUCUGUGUUUUCACAUGAACAUGUAAUGUAUAGCCAUCUUGAAUAUACCAACAAGAUUACCUUAUUUAUAUAAAUGAAUGUAUAUCACUAUUUGCUGUGCUUAGCCGGACAAUGCUGCUAGGCAGCUAUUUAUUAUGGAUGGUAUCAGAGUAUGCUAGUUUGGCAACAAUAGACGGGCUUAAUAAGUGCUGUUGACAUUGGUUGAUAGAACCAUAAACAUGGGGGUUACUGCUAAUUGCUAAAGGUUCUAUUUUAGGUGAUGUUGAGUUUUAGGUCAACAGACUGAAAAAGAAGGGCCCAGUUUCCCAUGUAUAAACCAUGUAGUUCUUAUUGAAAAGGUAGGUAUGAUUUUUUUGUCCAGUGCUUCCCCCUGGUGGUACUAUAACAUCAGUUAUAACUGGCUAAACCACAAGCAUAAUAUAAUCAGUCAUAAUAAGCGAGGAAACUAUCCAUUUUAAACAUUUGAGGGUUUUAAUAAUAUACAUUCAUUUAAAACACAAACAAAAAUCUUUCUGAGAUGUGGUGGCAGCUACCCCGAACUAGGCCAGCCAAAACACUGCACUAUAGCACUUCAUUUAGAAAAAAGAAAAUAACUUCAUUUUGAACCAGAUGGCCAUACAGCACAAUCUCCCAACUAUGCCCUAUAUGUAAACAUUUAAUUUAAAACAUGCUUCUUUCAAAAGUGCAAAAACAUUCCUAAAACCAAAAUUCCACUCGUUAUUUUCCAAUAAAAACUUGAUGACAGGGUU
Esox lucius (northern pike) is the source of this 3414-nucleotide messenger RNA. It is a transcript of the gene mfsd2b, whose product is annotated as major facilitator superfamily domain containing 2B. Bases 938 to 2536 code for a protein of 532 amino acids. The transcript has 14 exons. The record is from RefSeq and is a predicted model, not a curated record. Gene Ontology annotation, molecular function: symporter activity; sphingolipid intramembrane carrier activity. Gene Ontology annotation, biological process: carbohydrate transport. Gene Ontology annotation, cellular component: membrane. NCBI's taxonomy places the organism in Eukaryota, Metazoa, Chordata, Actinopteri, Esociformes, Esocidae.